AUGAGAAUAUUGUAUAGUACAACUCCAAGAAAGUGUGUAAGGAGCUGCUUAACUCGUGAAGCGUAGAUCGGUAGAUCGUCGCACAUUGUACAUUGCAAGACUGCUUUCGGGCCACAUCAAAUUGCGCACUAUUGGGAAAUUAAAUAGUUAUUAAAAUGUCUGCCUACACAAGCAAAACGGGAGUGACUUCUAUUUUAAAGUCGUUUUCUAGUGCCGACCGGGAGCGAGCUAAGGCUGCGGCAAUCAACAAAGUCAGAUUCGCCACUCCCAAGGAGAAGGGUCUUUUGGAAUCGGUGCGUGCGGCACAAGGUGGAAAUUUUCACCUUGUCAAAGAAUUUUCUUACUAUCUUUUAGAAGCGGAUCUUGACGACGACGAAGUCUUACAGAUCAUGAAGGAUGGACGCAAAAUUGUGCACAGCUUGACUCCAGAUUUUGCUGACGUUGUUGAGGCUCUGCUUUCCUUUAACUGGCGAAAGCGCUGUCCCGAAGUUGUUGAAGCUUACACGGAAUUCAGCAUUGACAUUAUGGUGGCCCAUAACACAUAUAUUCCCAUAGGAUUAUCAAAAUGUAUUGUCCAUUGGAUACCCGGGGAUCUGCAAGCCGCCGACUGGGUCAAUGGAUGUCCUGCGGAAGGAACGCGCACUGAGCUGAAAACAGUUCAUGACAUCCUCAACCGCAUUUUGACCGCUGUUCCGAUGGCGUUCGAUGUUGUUAUAGAUGUUAUAUCCGCUAAAUUUCCAUACUUCAAGAAACCAGCACAUGUCACAGCUGGCUACCUAUACAAUGUGCUAUGGUUAAUGGAGUACAAACCGAUGUUUGAGGAGCUCGUUUUGCAGCUGGUUUUGCAAAAACUUCUAAUAUUGGAUGUAAACGCUCCAAGAGAUGAGAUCGUCGAAACAGACGAGGACGAAGACAAAAUGGACGAAGGCGGCGUCUUUACAAUAGAUGAUAUAACCAGUGACACUGUGGUCAAGCAGCCGGAAGAUUCGGUUGUUCAUCCCAUCGGACACACGCUAGACACAUGUCUGUCUAUGCUUUACAAGUUUGUGGACAGUAAAACUAGAAUUCUGCCCGACUGUAGCGAGGGUAAACGGUGGGCUGCAAAUCGCUUCUUCAAGACGCUGCUGUAUAUCUUCGACGAGGUCUUGCUGCCCAGUCAUAAUACCCAUCAUGUGCAAUUUGUCAUCUUCCAUGUGUGCAGCAUUCGCUCGGCAUAUUCGGAGGCUUUUCUAAGCUCGCUCUGGCUGAAAGUGCAGAAUCCUAACGUAUCGGCUAUUAUUCGCCACGCUGCUGUCGGCUACAUAGCUAGCUAUUUAGCUCGUGCUAAAUUUGUCCCACUUAGCACAAUUAAAUUGUAUCUCAACGAACUGAGCAACUGGGCGAAUAGCUACAUAGGCGACUCGGACCAGUACAGCAGUCAAAAUGGCUCGUUAAAGGCCAACAUGGUUUUCUUCUCCGUCUGUCAGUCGAUUUUCUAUUUGAUUGCCUUUCGGGCAAAAGACUUGACAAAGGAUUUGCACUUCCUUCAAUUGCUUCCCCUCUCCCGCAUCGCCAUGUCCCACCUAAAUCCCUUGCGAUAUUGCCUACCAGCAGUGGCUACUGCAUUUGCUGGUGUGACGCGGACCCAUCAAUUGGCCUAUUGCCAUACAGUUUUAGAGCGUAACGCUCGACGAAAGUUGGCCACCGUCUAUGGCCAUGAUAAGGCGAUGCCUGAGGAGACGCUUGAAACAUUUUUUCCCUUUGACCCCUACAUGCUGAAAUUAUCUAACAAAUAUAUUGAGCCCAACUAUCUAGUCUAUAAGGCGCAUGAGAUGGAAGAGAGCGUUGCGACAGAAACUUUUCGGCGCAAACGCGGCGACUCUGAAAUGGUUGAGGAAGACGACUUUAUACUGGCAGACAAACGUCAGAGGAUGAAUGAACUUUCCAAGAGCCAGGAGUUCGACAAGCACUUUCAUUUCGGAACUUCGCCAGGCUUUAAUUCAUAAUAUGUUAUACAUAGUAUUGAUAAAGUUAAAAUAUACCUUCGCAUCUGUUA
Drosophila persimilis is the source of this 2035-nucleotide messenger RNA. RefSeq names its product RNA polymerase I-specific transcription initiation factor RRN3 (gene Tif-IA). The transcript is spliced from 6 exons. Gene Ontology annotation, molecular function: RNA polymerase I core binding; RNA polymerase I general transcription initiation factor activity. Gene Ontology annotation, biological process: transcription initiation at RNA polymerase I promoter. Gene Ontology annotation, cellular component: nucleus. The record is from RefSeq and is a predicted model, not a curated record. Lineage: Eukaryota; Metazoa; Arthropoda; Insecta; Diptera; Drosophilidae. Bases 156 to 1985 code for a protein of 609 amino acids.